AUGUUUUAUGAUGCUAUGAACAAGGUUUCUGCGGACGUCAAUUAUUAUAAUAUAAAAUGUCAUAAUAUUAAGGUAAAAAUAAAGAAAAUUGGAAAAGGUAAUAAACAUGUAAAUGAAAUGGUAAAUAGAACGGUAAAAGAAGUGACAAAUAUUUGUAAAAUGUUUAUAACAUAUUUACUUCAAUAUGCAUUAUCGAAAAUUUCAAAUUCUAAUUACGAUCAGUGUAUUCUAUUAAAUUAUUGGAUAUACACUAAAUUGUAUAAUAUUUUUGGUUCUAAGAAUCUUCCUACUAUUCUUGAUGUUUUUGCCAAAUACGAACAGAUAUGGUAUGAAAUUGUUGAAAAACACCUAGAUAAAUCUCAAUAUAAAAAAUGUACACCAGACCAUAGUACAAUUGGGAAAAGAGACUGGGAGAAAAGAAAAAAAUUGUACGAUUAUUAUGUUGAUUAUGAUUAUCUUUUGAGUAUGGCUAAAAUCAAAAAUAAAAUUGAAUGUACAUAUUAUAAUAAACUUAAUGAAAUGAUUUCAUUAUAUGAAUCCUUUAAGGAUGUAUGUGAACCUAAAACAGACAAUUGUCCAGACGUCUUUUAUAAAUGUCGGGAUAAAAAUAUUGAGUCUGCGAUAAAAGAAUUAACAUGUGAUGCUGAAAUUAUAGAAGUGCAUCCACAACGUGCAGAUGAUGUUGAAGGUGAAAAUAUAGAUGAUUUUACAGUCGAAUUUGAUACCCAUUUAGAUAGUGAAAAUUCCGGAAUAGGAACAAAAGUUACUCAUUCAAUUCUUGGAGCAGCUCCAGUUUUAUUAACUGGCACUGUGUUAUAUAGAGUAUGUACAUACUUUGUAAAAAUAUAUCAUUAUGUUACGAACUUGUAA
Plasmodium cynomolgi strain B is the source of this 870-nucleotide messenger RNA. Its product is annotated as CYIR protein. The transcript has 2 exons. The record is from RefSeq and is a predicted model, not a curated record. Bases 1 to 870 code for a protein of 289 amino acids. NCBI's taxonomy places the organism in Eukaryota, Apicomplexa, Aconoidasida, Haemosporida, Plasmodiidae.